Molecule: messenger RNA, 2205 nt
Organism: Rasamsonia emersonii CBS 393.64
Lineage: Eukaryota; Fungi; Ascomycota; Eurotiomycetes; Eurotiales; Trichocomaceae
Product: General stress response phosphoprotein phosphatase Psr1/2
Exons: 5
Coding region: 1-2205 (734 amino acids)
Cellular component (GO): plasma membrane
Molecular function (GO): phosphoprotein phosphatase activity
Source: RefSeq, a predicted model, not a curated record
AUGAAUAGUACCGAUGCUGUAGGUAAGGACGAACUACUCCGCUUAGUCGGACUGCAAUGCACCACUUUGCAUCACACCAUCUCCAGAGGGCAAGCUUACCUUGCUCAUGCACACCACCAUCUCGAGAGACCGCUGUCAGUUGCCGCAAACGGGUUAAAUAGCAUGGAUGUGGAUAAUGCUUAUGCGCUUGUGGAUAAGAAUCUCUCAAGGAUGAGUUCCUGCUGUCCUUUGGACGUGUCACGCACAGCUUCUGUCUACCUAGUACCAGCCACAGGGCUGCCCUCGCCGUCGCGGCCCAAAAAGGAGCGGAAGGAGGAGGACUUCACCCCGACUCUGGCUGCAUUCCCAUCCUCUCCGAUUGCCGACCAUCGUCCGUCCGGCUUCUCCCUCGUUGCUGCUCCUGCUGCGGCUGCUUCUGAGAAGCUCGUUCUGCCGCCCCCAAUGACAGAGCGAGUCUCCUCACCGUCCGCUCAGGAGUCGACAACCCACGCUGGUCCGAUGACCACCCAACCCCCGACCACCACGACUCUAACACUGCCACCCCCUCCGUCGGAUGAUGGACCCUCGACCGCCCCGACUUCGUCGCCCUCCGACUCUUCUCCAGGGCAGAACUUGGCAGCGCCCCCAAGGCCCAAGAAAAAGCGUUCGCUUCUCCUCGUCCCGACUCGGACAUCGUCAAGGGGCAGCAAGCAUCCCUCAUCCGAUGUGACAAGCGAGACCGUGCAGGAUGAAUCUGGGAACACAAGGUCAAAUUUGCGAACGAGCUUGGCCAAAAGGCGAAGAGAUGCAAGCAAAGCGAGCAGUAGGAGGUCUCAGCGAAAUCAACCCGAGCCGUUGUCACGCGCAGAGCAGCCCAAGAUCAGCAGUCCCGAAGACGACGACUACUCCAGGUCUGAGAAGAAAGGCAAAGCGCCGUCGAGGUUUUUGGCCAUCUUGAAUUGCUGCAGUCCGUCAGACGCCGACAAUGAGGGUCCAGAGCUCCCUGCCAAGAGGACGGAGAACAGACAACCGAUCCAGGCUCGAUCCCCAUCCACGAUUGAGAAGGCGGAUGGCAGCGCGGCGGAGUCGAGUACGGCGGAUUCAAAGGAGCAUUAUGCGUUCGGGGAUGAAAAGCCUAAACUCACCGUCGACUCGGAUGCCACCAAGCCGCAGACUGAAGAUGAGCCAAGCGUGACAGCGGGAGGACAAGGUGCUGCGUCACGGUUGCCAGAGCAGGUCGCCGAGCCAGCUGUUGGUGGUCCUAGUUCUGUGCAGGAUCAGCAAGCAGACGUCUCAAACAAGGCUCUUGCAGCAGGCCCAGAAGCGGAGAAGAAAGAUGUCGACGUGGGCACAGUGGAGGAGGAUGUCAGUGCUUCGGAUCAGACCAAGUCAUCCCAGGUUCCGAGAGACAAUCACGAUGUCCCCAUGACAGAUGCCCCGGCUCUUCAGGAUGGUGAAGAAGAGCAACCAAAGCCUGCUUCUCAAGAGGAUACUGCUACGCAACAACCUGCUGACCUCCCUCCUCCGGGUCCGCCCGCUCCGGCAGGCAAGGAAGGUCGGCAAUGGCUACUACCUCCCCCUUUGCCACAUCUUAAGGACCGCAAAUGUCUGGUUCUCGACUUGGAUGAGACGCUCGUCCACAGCAGUUUCAAGGUAUACAUUCUGGACUCUGUUGACACAUGCAGCUUGCUAAGCAUUCCGACGUUACAGGUCCUCGAAAGAGCGGAUUUCACCAUUCCCGUGGAGAUUGAGGGACAAUGGCAUAAUAUCUAUGUGAUCAAGCGACCGGGCGUCGACCAGUUCAUGAAACGUGUUGGUGAGUUAUAUGAAGUGGUCGUGUUUACAGCGUCGGUUUCCAAGUAUGGUGAUCCACUGCUAGAUCAGUUGGACAUCCAUAAUGUCGUCCACCACCGUUUAUUCAGAGACAGCUGUUACAAUCACCAGGGAAACUAUGUCAAGGUCAGUACUUUGAUGCAUCUGAGCGAUGGUGACCUCCUAACAGAAAAUUUACAGGACCUCUCCCAAGUUGGUCGUGACCUGAAAGAAACGAUCAUCAUUGAUAAUUCACCGACAUCCUAUAUAUUCCACCCUCAACAUGCGAUACCCAUCAGCAGUUGGUUUUCCGAUGCUCAUGACAACGAGCUGCUCGAUCUCAUUCCAGUUCUCGAAGACCUUGCCGGCUCACAAGUCCAAGAUGUGAGCUUGGUCCUGGACGUUGCAUUAUAA